This is a messenger RNA of Megalobrama amblycephala (Wuchang bream), 1046 nucleotides long. RefSeq lists its product as uncharacterized. Gene Ontology annotation, cellular component: blood microparticle; immunoglobulin complex, circulating; external side of plasma membrane. Gene Ontology annotation, molecular function: antigen binding; immunoglobulin receptor binding. The record is from RefSeq and is a predicted model, not a curated record. Lineage: Eukaryota; Metazoa; Chordata; Actinopteri; Cypriniformes; Xenocyprididae. Gene Ontology annotation, biological process: B cell receptor signaling pathway; positive regulation of B cell activation; innate immune response. The transcript is spliced from 6 exons. Bases 1 to 918 code for a protein of 305 amino acids.
AUGUCUUUUUUCCCUCUGUCUUCCACAGAUAUUCAUUGUCAGACCUUCACUCAGUCUCAAGCUGUGGUAAAAAGGCCUGGUGAAUCUUUUCGGCUGGUCUGUACUGCCUCUGGAUUUACUUUCAGCAGCUACUGGGCAGGUGUGGUGAGACAGGGUCACGGUAAAGGACUGGAAUGGGUUGCAACUAUUGGUACAUCCAGUUCUCCGAUCUACUAUUCCCAGUCAGUCCAGGGAAGGUUCACAGUGUCCAGAGAUGACUCCAGCAGUCAACUGUACCUGCAGAUGAACAGCCUCAAGACUGAAGACACUGCUGUCUAUUACUGUAUAUGUUCCCACUUUACUCUUCUGACCGAUGUCUCCAUCCUCGUGAAGUUUCGAGAGGCCCUGGAGAACAAAUUCAACACCAUUCUGAAGUUCUGCCAAGAAGUCAACUGUCAUCAAGGCGUGAAAGAUGUUUUGGCUUGUUUUGAACCGGAGGCUUCAGACAAGGCUACAUGCAUUCUUCUCCUUCUGAUGGCGUACUUCAAAGAGCCCAAGGAUGCUAUUGUGCUUGAUGUUGAUCCUUGUGCCACAGCCACUGAUGUAGAAGGGACUGUGAUGCUACCAAGCACCCCUCGCUUGAUUGUUCAAGGUGACAUAAUGAAACCAAGGGCAUGGAUGCUGUCGUUGGAGGGUCAAGUGGUCAUGGGACCUCACCUUGACUUUACAACUGGUCUGGCUGCUAUUUUUUCCAGCUACUACAAUUUUAACUUGAAGUAUGCUGAAGAUGCUGCUUGUACUCUGGAAUUUAUCCAAAGGUGCUUCUUGGGCAUCAACCCAGAGACAGGCACAAAAUCUAAGAGGCAGAGAGGUCACAUGAACCAGCAAGUCUGCACUCUUAUCAGGAAGCUCAUUGACUUCGAAUGGAUGUCAAUCUAAUUGGAUAGAACCCACACUAUGCAGGUGCCAGCUGCGAUGGAAGGAGCGAGACACCUGCGACCCUCUCUAUUCCCACCUUUUUGUCUUUUCUUACAUCUCUCUCCCUCACUCUCUCUUCUCUGUCUCCU